CGAACUACUGUCUCUCUCUUCAUCAUCAGCAUUCACUCGCUCGCGGACGAGCAAGCGCGCGCGCGCGCUGCAGAACUCGUGCACAACACCUUCUCUCGCCUCUCUCGCUGGCCGAGUCACUGCUUUUUGACAUCAGUGGCCAAGGCAGAUUCCGUCCCUACAAUCCACACGUCGUAAAUUGGCCUCGAUUGCGCAAAAGUAUUUCGUGGAGAUGAAGCUUUUCUCCUCGCUCUUACCCAUACUCGCCAUUAGCUUCAGCAUCUUCGCCUUCGUCGCUGCUGGCGUCGCGUGUCACAAGCAAGGCGCGCCGUGUUCACAUGGUAGCAAAGGAGGGGUUUACACUCAAGGCACGGUUGGAAUCAUUGGUGGUGGAGGGCCUUUCGCGAAGGUUGACAAUGGUAUGGGUGGUUGCGACCGCAGGAAAGGGGGCUGUUAGACUGGGCCCGCAAGCUGAAGCCGGAAUACUGACGAGGUAUAUGUGAUGAAUGCGAUGGAAUCGGACGACAUGAUUCGAUUCUGUGUUUUGAUGUUACUGUUGCAUUGGAUGUCGGAGUAGGCGGGUCUUGCCUCUGGAGGCUAAGGUAUCUGGAACUUCUAACCUGUGUAUGUAAGAGUGGAACCAUUGGCAGUGUCAUGCUCUCCCUUGACCAAGUGAGACACUUGUCGUGUCGAAGGUACGGGCUACUGUUCCGUAAGCCUCACGCAAGUCAUUUGAUAGACGGAGUGAGAAGUGG
Molecule: messenger RNA, 734 nt
Organism: Pseudocercospora fijiensis CIRAD86
Lineage: Eukaryota; Fungi; Ascomycota; Dothideomycetes; Mycosphaerellales; Mycosphaerellaceae
Exons: 2
Coding region: 212-436 (74 amino acids)
Source: RefSeq, a predicted model, not a curated record